Fusarium pseudograminearum CS3096 is the source of this 582-nucleotide messenger RNA. RefSeq lists its product as uncharacterized. The coding region runs from base 1 to 582 and encodes 193 amino acids. Lineage: Eukaryota; Fungi; Ascomycota; Sordariomycetes; Hypocreales; Nectriaceae. The record is from RefSeq and is a predicted model, not a curated record. The transcript has 2 exons.
AUGAGAGAUGCCUCAAGUCUUUGGGUCAAAACCCGAGAAGGGCUUCCAGAAAAUGUCAAAACCUGGCUGGAGGGUAUUGAAGAUGAUGCACAAUCCGGGUCAACAGCAACACAGCAGAUCGAUUGGCUCAUCAGCCGAACGGAACAAAAAAAGACGGAACUCGAGAACGCACGUCGUCCUUACCUCUUGGAGAUCAAGGGUAACAGAUGGGACUUGCGGAAGUACUUUGAGCGCAUGGUUCACUGGCUCAACAAGUUCAAGGAUAUCGGCGAUGUGGCGUCAUCGUUCGACCCUGUCCAUGCAGCUCUUCCAUGGGCGGCUUUUCGCUUCGUCCUGCAGGCUAUUGUGGCUGAGAAAGAGUACACCGAAAGUCUCUUCGAGAUUCUGUCAUUAAUGCCUCAAUUUGUCCUUUCUGGUCACGUUCUAGAGGUUGUAUAUAUGAAUGAGACUACGCUUCUUGGGAAUGCCUAUGGAGGCACAGAUCUGGGCCAACAAUGCGUCAACAAUUAUUACCGUUAUCUCAACAGGCCUACUCUGCUGCUCUUUCUUAUCUAUCUUGUAUUCUUAGUGCUGAAGCAAUGA